This is a messenger RNA of Zophobas morio, 844 nucleotides long. RefSeq lists its product as uncharacterized. The coding region runs from base 1 to 792 and encodes 263 amino acids. Gene Ontology annotation, molecular function: hydrolase activity, hydrolyzing O-glycosyl compounds. The transcript is spliced from 5 exons. Gene Ontology annotation, biological process: carbohydrate metabolic process. Lineage: Eukaryota; Metazoa; Arthropoda; Insecta; Coleoptera; Tenebrionidae. The record is from RefSeq and is a predicted model, not a curated record.
AUGAAAACGGAGAAGAAAUUGUUAGUUUUGGAGGGUUUGAGAACUUGGCUGGGGAUGGUUUGUUCGACGAAAUUGUCAAAAUAUAUUUUUAGGUCCACAGGUUAUGGUGACGAACUAACCUGGGCAGCCGUUUGGUUAUACAAAGCCACAAGAAACGUCAGAUACGUGGAACAAGCAGAAAACUUCUACACGAAGUUCCGAAUCAAAGACCGCCCCAACGAAUUUUUCUACAACAAGAAAGUGGCCGGAAUUCAACUCCUCCUUGCCGAGCAAACCCAACGCCCCGAGUACAAAGCGGCCACGAAGAGCUUCUGCGACUACUCCAUCAAGGAGCAACUGCGGACUCCUCACGGCCUAAUUUUCAUAGACAAGUCCGGAACUCUCUCGCACGCUGCCAAUGUCGCCUUCAUUUGUUUACAGGCUGCCAUUGGUCUCAACAUUUCUCAAAGUACCUACAUCAACUUCGCCAAAGAACAAAUCGACUACAUUCUGGGCUCAAAGGGGCGAAGUUACCUCGUGGGGUACGGGUUGAACUAUCCCAAGCAGCCCCACCACUCCGCAAGUUCCUGUCCUGAUUUGCCAGAACCAUGUGGGUGGAAGCAGUUCACGUGGAAAGGUCCGAAUCCCCAGAUUCUCUACGGGGCUUUGGUUAGUGGACCAGACCAGAACGACCAUUACGAAGAUAUCAGAGACGAGUUUCUUUAUAACGAGGUGACGUUGGAUUAUAACGCAGGGUUUCAGAGUACCGUUGCUGGACUUAUUUAUUGUGACAAGGUGAUGAAACGUGAGUGAUGUUCUUAAAUGUGAUAUUGAGACGUUUGUUUGUAGUAAAGUUCGAAAUUUU